Molecule: messenger RNA, 3674 nt
Organism: Melospiza melodia melodia
Lineage: Eukaryota; Metazoa; Chordata; Aves; Passeriformes; Passerellidae
Gene: SSTR5
Product: somatostatin receptor 5
Exons: 2
Coding region: 148-1260 (370 amino acids)
Biological process (GO): cellular response to glucocorticoid stimulus; regulation of insulin secretion; neuropeptide signaling pathway
Cellular component (GO): neuron projection; plasma membrane
Molecular function (GO): somatostatin receptor activity; neuropeptide binding
Source: RefSeq, a predicted model, not a curated record
GGAGCGCUCCCGGCGCGGCUGCGGGAGCGGCGGCUCCUGCUCCAGCCCCGGAGAGCAGCCCUGGAGCCGCAGGAACAAGAUGCCCAUGAAGUUUAAUCUCUCCUAAGAGGGAAAAAAAACCACAGAGAGAGAAAACAAAAAAACCCCAUGGAUCCUCUGUACUUCUCCAGCACGUUCAGCAUGGAGGCUGCUCCCAGCCAGGCCAACUCGUCGCUGCUGCCCAACGGGACGGAGAACGGGACGCUCCCGGAGGUGCCACCGUUCCAGUACAUCCACAAGGUGCUCAUCCCCAUCUGCUACCUGCUGGUGUGCGCCCUGGGGCUGAGCGGCAACGCCCUGGUCAUCUACGUGGUGCUGCGGCACGCCAAGAUGAAAACGGUCACCAACAUCUACAUCCUCAACCUGGCCGUGGCCGACGUGCUCUUCAUGCUGGGCCUGCCCUUCCUGGCCACCCAGAACGCCAUCUCCUACUGGCCCUUCGGCUCCUUCCUCUGCCGCCUGGUCAUGACCGUGGACGGCAUCAACCAGUUCACCAGCAUCUUCUGCCUGACGGUGAUGAGCAUGGACCGCUACCUGGCCGUGGUGCACCCCAUCAAAUCCACCAAGUGGAGACGCCCCAGGGUGGCCAAGCUCAUCAGCGCCACGGUCUGGACCUUCUCCUUCUUGGUGGUGCUGCCCGUGAUCAUCUUCUCGGACGUGCAGGAGGAUUUCCAGACGUGCAACAUGAACUGGCCGGAGCCGGUCAACGUCUGGUCGGCGGCGUUCAUCAUCUACACCUCGGUGCUGGGCUUCUUCGGGCCCCUGCUGGUCAUCUGCCUGUGCUACCUGCUGAUCGUGGUCAAGGUGAAGUCCUCGGGGAUCCGCGUGGGCUCCACGCGGCGCCGCCGGUCGGAGCGGAAGGUCACCAGGAUGGUGGUGAUCAUCGUGGUGGUCUUCGUGUUCUGCUGGCUGCCCUUCUACACCAUGAACAUCGUCAACCUGAUCCUCAUCCUGCCCGCCGACCCCGUCCUCGAGGGGCUCUACUUCUUCAUGGUGGUGCUGAGCUACGCCAACAGCUGCGCCAACCCCAUCCUCUACGGCUUCCUCUCCGACAACUUCAAGCAGAGCUUCCAGAAGGUUCUCUGCCUCCGCAAGGGCGAUGGGGCGGAGGAUGGAGAGCCCGUGGAGCACAGGCAGGAGAACAGCAGCCGCCUGCAGGAGUCCAUGCUGACCCAGAGGAACGUGGAGUUCAACGGGCACAUGCAGACCAGCAAGGUCUGAGGGCAUGGCCUGGCACUGCAAAGUCCCCUGAACGACCUGGGGCCAUCAAGGAGGGCAUGGCCUGGCACUGCAAAGUCCCCUGGAGGACUUGGGGACUUCAAGCAGAGCACGGUCUAGCACUGCAAAGUCUCCUGGAAAACUUGGGGACUUCAAAUGGAGCAUGGCCUGGCACUGCAAAGUCCCCUGGAGGACUUGGGGACUUCAGUUCAUGCAAAAGGAAAAUGUGGAGCCCCAGAAGCUCCCACAAAUGAACACAGAGGGCUCUUCCCUGCUUUUCCCAGCUGGAAGUGCCAAGCUCUGGUGGUGUCCUGAUGGAUCUGAUGUCUGGCACCACUUUGGGUCCUCCAGGGAAUGAUUUCCAGGCUUUGUACCCCUCUAGCCAUGCAAACAACACUAAGCCAGCUCUAAUUCUCUUGUUAAAGCUUGGUUUAUGGCUGCUUUGCACUGCUGGGAUCAGCUCUGAGCAGCAAACAGCUCAGCUGGGAUAUUUGGGAAUUCUUCAAGGGGAUUUCUGAAAGGAAAAUGAGAUUUCUUCAGAAUUUCAUGCAAAAAAGGCACCAGCACUGCUCUGGAAACAGGUUCUGAUGUGCUGGGUGCUGCUUUUGCUUUGUUUUCCUGCCAUUAACCCAUCCCAGGGAGCCAGAACAGCCAGGAACCCUUCAAACACAGCCAGAAAGGAUAAAAAACCAAGAUUAGGAAAACACUCUGGAAAGGAAUCAAUGCAGCCAUGACAUUUCCACCUUGCCACCCCAUGAAAUGUGCUGUGACCCCGUCAUUGUGAUGUCAGUGCUGAUGGCCAUGGGCUCCUGGGGAGGUUUGGUGUCCAUUCCUUGGUUCUGAGUGCAAGUCUGGACUCAAAAUUGUGUUUUCAGACACUAAACCCAGCUCAAUCCCCUCUGAGCAUAAGUUUGGACUCAAAAUUGUGUUUUCAGACACUAAACCCAGCUCAAUCCCCUCCUGAGUGGUGCACUUGCCAGGGAGUGUUUGUGCCUCAGUCCUGGAGGUUUUUUCCCAACUUUAAUGAUUCCAUCAUUCCAUUUGUUCUGCUGGAUGUGACACUCACAUUCCCAAAGGCAGGAACUCACUGAGGCACAAGCACAGAGCCUGGCUGGGACCAUGAGUAAUUUACUCCCAGGAUUCUCCCAGUAGCAGGCAGUGCCCACCUCCCCUGCAGCACAUUCCAAUUCCCAGCACUGCCAGGUUUAGCUGAUUAAUUAAUAAAAUUAACUUUUCCUGUAGGUUUGGUGUGAGCUGGGUGGUGGUUCCCUCAGUUUUCCACCUGAGAUGUUCCCUCUGGAGAGGGAAAUGACUGGAAAGCUCAAGGUUGGGGCAGGAAAAUCUGCUUUGGAAAAAAAAGAAAAAGAUUUUAAUAAAUUCAGAUUUCUGGGAAGGAGCUAAACCCUGUUUUGGGCAGAGCAAAGAGCAUUUGUCCCCUCCUUCCAUGGAGUUUGAUAAAUCCUUGGAAUUAACAAAGGGAAGUUUUAUCUGAAGGUAAUAGACCCUGGAAAGGAGGUGGAUAAACCUGGGCCUUGUUUUCUACUGCCUCCAGACUGAUCCCACCCCCCAGAUCAGGAUGGGGAUCCCAAUUCCCAGAAAACAGAAAUUCCAGCCAGCCCAUCCAACAUUCCCAUUGGUAAUGCUGCAAUCCAUCGUAUUCAUGGAUAAAUUUAGGAAAGCUCUCAAUGCCCCAAUACCCAGGAAAAUUCCCUUUCCAAGCAGCAGCUCCCUGGGGAAUUCAGUGCCAUGGGAAUGCUGCUUUGGAUGAGUUAUUUUUAUUUUUUUCCUGGCCCAAGGAAUUUUUCUGGGAGCAGCUCUUGCAGAUCAUCUCUCCCAGUGCCACCCAGCCUUUGCUCCAUGGGAUUCCCUCCCAUCCUAACAAAUCUUUCCUCAGCUCUAUGCCUCGGGAAGAAGCUCUGCUGGCUUUUCCCUGCAUCCCAAACACCAUUCCUGGGCUUCUCCUGGCAGCUUGGCAGAGGAAUUUUGAGGAGCCAGCUGAGCUGCCAACGUCCCUGCACACAUCCCAUCAAAACAUGUCAUCCUUCCACAAAGAAUGACAAAUUCCAGGGAGAAUCUGUCCUCCCAGCCAGCCCUUCCCAGCAGCUCCAGACAGCACCGACACUCCCCACAUCCCUUUUUCUAUCCACACAUUCCAACCCCAAUCCCUCAGCCCCAGGGACUGAGUGACAUCUUUAAUACCUCGACAGACAAUCCUUCCAAAUUCCAGCUUAUUCAGCUUUUUCUUUGAUUUAUCCAAGGAUUCCAAAUGUUGGCUCUGCUCUGCUGGAAAAAAAAAAAAAGACAAAACAUCCACGGGAAGAUCAUGGAAAAUUUGCCCGGUGCCCACCUGACCUUCAGGAGGUGGAAAAAUCAUUUGGAUAAAAUAAAAAUGAAAUAAAAUAAUAAAUAAAAAAUAA